AUAUUAUGUUACAUUGAUAUUGACAAUGGUAACCAUGUAGCCUACCAUGCCAUGUACCAAGUCACAAGGAGUGUCAGUAGUAAGUCAUGGUCUCACUGAACUUUGUAAACAAGGCCUAAGUCCUAAGCCAAAAUUAUUAGUAGUGUAGUCAAAGUGUAGUAAAGUAAAAACGUAAAGUCAAUCGGUGGCUAGAAGUAGAAGUCAGAAGAAAACCAAACUAGCUACAAUCCUUUGAAUGAGUAUGAAAGUAUCUGUUUGAGUUCGAGUAUUAUUAUUAUGAAAUGAUGUAACUUUUAGUCAGUUAAUUAUUUGUUGUUUGGACACUUUUUUUUUGUGUGUUUUAGUUCAAAAUUGACCAAACGCUUUUUUUUUGUAGAAGGCAUUGUAGAAGGCAUCCGAACGGCAUAAUUUUUAAAUUAUUUUUUUCCAGAUUCGCCAAGUAACUUUUACUCUUGAAAAUUUAUAUUUGAUGCACAUGCACUUGAAUUGCCCUGUCCAGCCUAGCAGAUCAGAGAAAAUCAUUAAAACAGUAUGAGUAUAUGCAGCUUCUUCGAACGAGGAGGGCGGUUAAAAGCUUGCCCGCUCGGUCCACAUUAACCUUAGUUACGCCACUGUGUGAGUGUGUGAACGGUAAAUAAUUUAUUAAAUUUUUAAAAUGUUGUUGGUGAAAUGCAAAAGAAUUACCAAUUAUUUCUCAACCAUCUGUCCUGUUAAUGAUAAUGAAAAGGCCAAAUAUUAACAGACACAAAGACAUAACAAUACACAGUAACAAUACACAGUAAACAAGAAAAUAGGAUGGCUGUACUGAUAUUUCUGAAUCUGAUCUUGAGAAGCAAAGUCAAACUACAAAUGACUAGCCAGGUUGCUGGAUUAAAAAAAUUUUUUUUUGAGCCAUCCAUAAAAAAUGUCACGCAAUGUUGACCAGUUUUCGACUACCCCUCCCACAUUGUCACAAAUAUGUCACAUAGUUUUGACACCCACACAAUAAUAGGUUGUGACUUUGUCCUAAACUCGUGACCACUCCGCUCACCACCUGAAGUGUGAUGCCCUUAUUUAUGACCCAUAAAAGAUUAACAAGAAAAGGGUACUGGUAUCUGUUUUUUAAAUCCUUUCUUUUAAAUUUGCUUGUGUUUGUGGCAAAAUCUUUGGAUGGCUAAUUGACCCACUUCCCAUCAUCCUAUCAAACUGAAACUUGGACUUAGCACAUAGACUCUUUGCCGAUGACAACAAGUUCUAUCGAAUUAACAGCCCAACACCAAAAAUCACUUUUUCAUGCACUAAGUUUGAUAAAAAAAAACAUUCACAUACCAAGAAUCAGUUGUUACAAUAACAUAAAUGAUAAAUCAAGUACAAUUACAUAAAUGUAAACAAAAAUGCUUAUAAAGGAUUUAUAUUAAAAAACUUUGUUUUUAGGGGUUGUUUAAUUUUUAAUUUUUUUUUACAAAGGAAGCACUGCUAAGACUUAGGACUAUAUAUAGUAACUAAAUAGUAACUAGUAGGCUAUAUAGUAAUAUUUAUGUAUAGGGCCUACUACAGUAAGUUAUAGUCCCCUUGGCCUUCUCUAUUGAGUCUAUUGGCACAGUAUUUUCAUUGUAAUUGUAUUUAAAGGUGACAGAUUGCAACAACAAAAAAAUAAUAAUUAGAAACCUCUAACUACCAGAAUUAACUUUUUACCAUAUGGUUGGUUACUCUUAACAAAAUGAUGUUUUAAAAUAUACUAUAGUUAUAAGUAAGAGCCUUUAAAUUAUUUAUUAGGGGAUGGAAAUUUUUUUUUCAGCCAGCUGCACAAUUUUUAACAAUAAUUUUAAUAUACAUCAUUGAAGAUGGGCUUUGAAAAUUCAAUAUUAGACCUAUAGUUUGACUAAAGUGAUUAUUAUUAAUUUUCAAAGGUUUUUACUGCUAAUCUCUUACACUAUGUAAAUAAUCAUAUUCAGAUUUUAAAUUUUACAAAAACAUUAACCUAGCUCCCAGAAGGUCUGCAUGUCAUAGGCCUUCAGGUCAAAGGUUGUCUUCCCCUGCUAUAAAUUAUAACCUACUUUAUCUAAAUCAAGGAUAACUUGCCAUUAAGAUUAAAAUUUGUUAAGCUGUGGUUAAUUGAAAUAAAAGAGUAAGACUUAAGACAUUAUUUUUUAUUAUUCUCCAUUGCCAAGUUCUGAUUCUAAUGCCACUAGUUGUGGAAACUUUUAAAAAUUACAAUUGCUCAGAAUUGCAUCUUUAUCAUAUGGUCAUAUGUCAAUGUUUGAUUUUAGAUGUUAUUAUUUAUCAGGGCUUAACCAGGUGCAUAUUUUUACACCAUUGGGUCCAAGUGUUACAAAAAAAUGAGUUAACUUCUAUUUUCUAUAUUAUAUGCCGACCUUUAAGCCUACUGACAGUCCUACAUCCUACCUGCCGGUCUUUAAAUAAUAGGCCUACAGAAAGUCCUAUACCCUACCUGCCGGCCUUUAAACAAUAGGCCUACAGACAGUCCUAAACCAAACCUGGGCCUCUUUAUUGAUUAAUAUAAUAGUCACCUCCCCCUAAAGAAAAAAAUGUAUCCCUUUUACCGGAGUUCAGACAUACACAUGAAAGCUCAGAAGCAAAAUAUAUAAGAGAUGUCCAUCCUACUCAACUUGUAAGUUAUGGAAGCCAGCUAAUUUCAAAGUUUUUGUUUUAUUCAUUGAAAAAAAUUACUUACACAUGAAGUUGCUAGAAAUGAUAAAGUCCUACUUAUUGUCAGAAAGUUGGAUGAGAAUUUUCAAAAUUAGCCCAAGAUUCUUGCUAUCUCUCAGUGUUUCAACUUUUUUGUUGAAGGAGACAUCAUUUUGGUAGCUGUUAAACUUAAUCCACCUUCGUACCAUUAAAGUAAAUAUAAUUUUUUUCUUUAAAAGUAGGCCUGGGCUUUAUUUUCCGUUAGUCUAUCAAAUGUUAUCUAGACUCUAGAGCUUCUAAGUGUGUUUAUUUUGAAUAUAAAUGUUAACAUAUUUCUUUAUCUGCAGUUCUUUGAAGUGUUUGUCCGAAGUGUUGAUACACAGAGUUUUUUUAUUUUAAUUUAAGAUUUAAACUUGUGUACAUUGGCAGCUUCUUUAUUUUAAGGUGUUAAGGACUUACUUAUUUUGGUUAAAAUAAGAAAAGUAUUUUCUUUUCUUUUCAAAAUGAAAUUUAAAAAAAAAAAAGUUAUUGAAGGUUAUAGUAUAACUGUUGCCUUUCCAAAUUAAACUAACUUUGGCAAAAUUGUCUUUAUAUAACCAUGAAUAAUUGUGUUCCUUAUUAUAUCAUUACUUACAGAUAAGCCAUGAAACGCUUCCUUAUAAUUACUGCUGAUGACUUUGGAUUUAGUACAGAAAGAAAUCAAGGUGUAUUGGAGGCCUUCAAUAAUGGUGCAGUUAAGAGUGCCUCCCUUCUUUUAAACUGCACAGGCACAAAUGAAGCUGCAAAUAUUUUCAAAACCACUGACCUAUGUCCAGGUUAGCAUUUUACAAUAAAAGCUGUAUUUAUUUCAUGUAUCAACUAAUACAGAGUACAGUUUAUAGAGCAGUGGUUCUCAACCUUUCUAAUGCCGCGACCCCCUUAUACAGUUCCUCAUGUUGUGGCGACCCCCAACCAUACAAUUUUUUUCAUUGCUAUUUCAUAGCUGUAAUUUUGCUUCUGUCAUGAAUCGUAAUGCAAAUAUCUGAUAUGCAGGAUGUAUUUUCAUUGUUACAAAUUGAACAUAAUUAAAGCAUAGUGAUUAAUCACAAAAAAAACAAUACAUUGUGAACACAGUCUCAGACAGAACAGGGUAUGACCCAUUCUGACGCUAGGAAUAGGCCUAAAUUUAUUUUAACUUUUCAUUCCCAUAACCUUAAAGCUCGUUUUCUGGUUCUGAAAAUACCGUUCAAUUCUUAUGGCAAACCCGGUUACUAAUGAGAUUUUCAGAAAACCUCCUAAUUUCGCUUUCUGGAGGGACAAGAGCCUUAGGGACAUGCUAGUUAGAAGCCACCUCCCUGCUAUCAAAGCACAUAAUGGCACCAAAAGUUGCAACUGUAGCUGUUGCAACACAUGUCCCUACGUGAUUGAAGUUGAUAAGAUCAUUUUCCCUCUGGAAAUAUUCAGAAUAAAAAAUGUCUUUAUCUGCACAAGUCCCAACGUGAUUUACACAAUCCUUUGUAAAAAGUGCGUUAAAUUAUACAUAGGAGAGACAGGUUGUGGCCUUGGAGACCGGUUUAGAGAACAGCUCUACAACAUAAAUAAACAGGCUCUCUGUCCGGUCUCCAAACAUUUCAAUAGCACUAACCAUGAUGGAAUUGCAUUUACUGGUUUACUGUAAACUAAUAAAACAUCGGAUAGGAUCUAUAUGGAGAAUAAAUUGAUAACAAGAUUUGGUACAUUGACUCCAUACGCGUAAACCAAAUCCACAAUUUUACGUAACUGCCAGGUCUUUUCCUGUUUGGUUUUUCACAUUUUACUCUAAGUCACUGCCUUUCUAUUCUUCUUUACUUUGUUUCUGUCUGUUUUUUUCGCCCACUCCUAUUUGUUCUCCCCUUUUUUAGGUAAGACAUAUAUGUGUGUGUAUAUAUACAUAUUAUAUAAAUUUAAUUUAUAAUUAUUAAUUUAUUUUUGUGGUACUCAUGAAGGCAUAUGACGAAACGUAUACUUGUGAUUAUGUAAAAUUAUUAUUAAAGCUUCCUUAUAUUACUAUAUUGACACAAAUUGUUCGUUUCUAAUUAAUCUAUUUGAAAGCUUUAUCGCUGUCCAACACUUUUUAUAAUUAGUUAAUAUGACUGCAAACACUGUAUCAAGAAUUUUGUAACUGGCAUUGUAGAGAAAUCAUUUCUUGCUUUAUCGCUGUCAAUAAGUUCAAUGAAAUCCUCUUGUGUUGACUCAGAAACAUCUUCAACUUUGACUGUAAAUUGACUUCUGGCAAGUGCAAAUGGGGUGUCAGGUAGAUUUGGAAAGUACGAUGAAAUUUCGUCUUUAAUAAAAUGCAAGUGUUCCUUCACAGAAUUUAUCAUUGUAAUCCCUUUGCUUCAAUGUCAUGAAACCAUAUAAGAUAGGCAACUUGUAGAUUUUAUUUUCAUCCAAUUUUUUUGGCCAAAGCUGAAAUUAAAAAUGAAAUGAUCACAUCCUUUUUGGCGAAUCGACGGAUGUUGCAUUUGGUCCUUGUAGUGAUAAAUUUAACUCAUUCAAGAUGGCAAAAAUUUGAACCAAGUAAGCUAUUUUCUGCAGUUCCCUUUUAUCACUAAAAGUGCUUCAAACUGCGGUCUUGCUUUCUGAUUAAAAAAAAUUUUGAGUUCAUCAAGAAGCUCAAAAACAAAAUUUUUUUCCAUCCGACAACCAUCUCACUUCUGUGUGAAAUGGCAGAGCGUUGUUUGGCGCAUCCAACUCGUUGCACAGUUGCAAAAACAGUCGACUGUUUAAAGUGCUCGCCCUUACAAAUUGACAGAACUUUUGACACUUUUUGUUACUUCUUGUAACUCUCGUGGCAGCGUCUUCGUUGCUAAUAUUUGCUGAUGAAUCAAUCAGUGAGUUCCGAUGACUUUUGGUGACUCAUUCAGUAAAAAACGUUGAAAUCCAGAUCGACAUCGUUGCAUAGCUGGAGCACCAUCUGUGACAUUCUAGCUUAGCUGGAGCACCAUAUGUGACAUCCUAGCAUAGCUGGAGCACCAUCUGUGAAAUCCUAGCAUAGCUGGAGCAUCAUCUGUGACAUCCUAGCAUAGCUGGAGUAACAUCUGUGACAUCCUAGCAUAGCUGGAGCCCCAUAUGUGCAAAAACAACACCUUUCCCCAAGAGAUCGUAUCACAGAAAUCCUUGCAUAACUGUAUAUAUAGAGCACCAUCUUUGCAACAACACAAACCUUUUGCCAAGAGAUAUUAUAAUCUUUAAGAAAUAAACCACGUGUGUCAAAUAUAUCACGUGCAGUAGUUGUCGUUUCAAAAGGUUUGCAAAAAGAAACUUAUCUUUAAAGUCCCCAUCAUUAAUAUACCUCACAUAAACUAGUAACUGUGAACAGUUUGCAACGUCUGUAAAUUCAUCCAGCUAGAUACUAAAUAUUGGAAGUGGAGUAGAUUUAAUUUCCUGGAUUACCUGAUCAAGAAUAUGAACAGACAUGUCAUAUAUUUUUCUACGGACAGUCGUUUGAUAAGGAAAUUUAACUCAGUUUCGUAAAAAAAUUUGUCUCCAUUCCAUAAUGAAAAUUUGUGACACGUCUUGUUUCUAGCCAGACCAAACAAUUGGUUUCGAAGAUCGGCAUAGAAAAUGUGUGUUUUCCAAUAGUCUAAGGCGACCCCACAGAGAGGGUAACGCGACCCCCAAAAGGUUCGCGACCCACAGGUUGAGAACCGCUGGUAUAGAGAAUUUUUUGCCUUAGGGACAUAUCUCCCAAAAUAUUUAAGAACAUAUGAGGCGGUGUUACAUUGGGAUAGUAUCAUAUUUAAGUUAUUCAUUACAAUUAUUUUAAUUUUUUUGUUUAUAAUGUGCAUGGAACUAAUGUUAAAAUUUUAUUUAUUUAAAGUUUGAAAUUGAAAAUAUAUUUAUUAAGUUCCUAACGUUUAACUCUUUUGAAAUAGGUCUUCAUCUGAAUCUUACAGAGGGUACUCCAAUUGGGAUAGAAAAUUACAAAACCCUGAUAGCCCCAACAAAUGGCAUUUUUAAGGGAAAAUUUGAGCUGAGAAAACAACUUGACUCAGACUUAAUAAACCCUUUAGAGGUAUAAAUCUGAUUGCAUGCAGUUACAUCUGAAACUUACUAACUCAAAUAAUUGGACUAUACAGAUUUUAUUCUCAGGGUCUGCUAACACUUAAAAGGUUAUUCAUGAGGGACAACAUUCAGUUCAACCCGUGUAAAGUAAAUGAAUAAUGGAACAAGAUAUGUUAAGCCUUGAAAAAGAAAGACAGGACAAUGAAAAGGAUGAUUCAGCUAAAUGUCUUCAUCAGCAGGCAAGACAAAGCAAGAAACAACAAAUAAUUGAAAAUUAAUUACUUAUGUGUAAAUUUUUUCAAGCCUAAACAUAUCCUGUUCCACUAUUUAUUUAUAAAAGUUAAAACAAUGAUUGUCUUCAUAAUGGCAUAGGAAUAUCAUAUUUUUAAAAAUCAUAUUUUGACAUGCAUUACUGAUCUGUCUGGAAUGUUUGAUAUAGAGCGCAUUUUGAUUUCACUUAACAGUAUAAUUUUUUUUUAUCCCAUGGCUUGGAUUUCCUACUUCUGAAAAUUGGACCAGUGGUUUAACUAAUUAAAUUUGGUGGUUAAAUAGUUUAUUUUUUGUUUUUAAGAUUUUAAGCUCUUGUGACAUGGAGGCUAUACUGGUAUGGUGAUGCCAUAAAAGAAGAUUAUUAUCUCUUUAGAAAACAUUUUAUAAUGUUUUUUUGCUUAUUAUUCUAUAUCUUUUUUAAAGCAUAUUUAAGUUUCUAAAUUUAUUUCAUUUAUUCUUAUAUUACCAUUUUAAGAACUUUUUUUUUCAUUUUAUUAUUUUUUUUGGUUUAAAAUACUAGUUUAAGCAAUUUUUUUUUCUAACUUUGCAAAAUUAAUUUUUCUAAACUUAUAACUUAUAAGGAAAUUGAAUGGAAUUACAUUAAGGACAUUGAAUGUUAUUUUGAUAAACAUUUUUUAUAAAAUCUUCAGUUAUUAAAUUAAAAACACACAAACAAUUUUUGUAAUUAAAACAGUUUGGUUGAACCUUAAUUAAGAGAAAAAAAUAAUCUAAUGCCAUCAUCGGUAAAAAAAAAAAAAAGAAAAGAAAAGUUGAAUGAAUUUGAAUUAAAGAGGUGGCCAAAAGUCCCUCACAACAAGAGAAAAGAGCUUUAGUUUAUAAGCAUUUUUUGAGUACCCAAUUAAUGAAUGCAAAGAUUUGUAACCCAUAUACACACACAUCAAAACCUGUUUUAUCAAUUUUAAAUAGGAUACCUAGUAGUUCAUUACUUUUAAGCAAUUGUCAUCCACCAGGGCUACAUUUGAACUUAACUGAAGGGAAACCAAUAUUCUGUGGACAAUAUAAGACUCUUACCAAUUCAGAAGGCAUAUUUCAUGGCAUGAUACCUACCCCCAAAGUGUUAGAGGCAGGCCUAAUUAAUGUCGAGGAGGUACAUAGGCUAUGAUAUGAAUAUGAACAAACAUAUAUUUGGUCAUUUCAGGCUCUAUUUCAUAAAAUUAACUCUAUGGUACAUAUAUAGUGAAAUUUCAAUUUAUAAUUGUUGUUAAAUACUCUUUUGCUAUGAACUAUUCUAGAGGUGUGUAUUUUAAAAUGAUAAGAAUCUUUCAAAUGUUUGGCAUGGCUGAACAAAUCAUAGAAUCAAUAAAUUGAAAAUCUUAUAUUUGUUAACAUUUAAUGUAAAGUAAAUAAUGUUUUGUCAUUGCUCUUGAAGUUUGCAAUUAUUUUUUUAUUCCAAGUUUAGAAAAGUUCACAUCAUAUUUGAUCAGUUAAAUAAUAAUUUUUACUAGAUGUUCCACCUUUUUUUCUUAUAUCCAGAUCAGACAAGAGAUUGACUGCCAAAUAAAACUUUUUAAAGAACUUAUUGGAAGAGAUCCUGUUUAUGUUGAUGGCCAUCAGCACAUUCACCUCCAUCCAAGUAAUUAUUCAAAUAAAAAUGUUAUAUAUUCAGGAGAAAGCCUGGAUUUGCCUGUAAUAUAUACAUUUAUUUAAUAAUUUUCAUCAUUAUUCAUAUAUAAUGGCCAUUUGGGCCUGUUGCCCUUUGGCCUGAAAUUUAUGUUAUAGGAUUUGGUUUGGACAUUAUUUUGCUCCUUUUUUUUUACAAAAAACAUAAUAAAAUAUCAGAUUAUUUUUCAGUUUCAGUAUUAAAGCUAUUUUACUGACAAAAGUAUUAAUAAUUUUCCUCAACAUUAACUCUUUAUUCUGGUUCAGAUGUUGCUGAAAUAUUUGCGGAUGCACUGAAUCGCCACAACAUCAAAGUUACAAGAUUGCCCAUAGAAAUAAACAUGGCUUCUAAAGAUUGGGUCAACCCAGAGUACAUGCCAUUCUUUAUCAAAAUGAUUGAGAAUGUCAAUAAGACUAAAGUUAUUUUGGAUCAAUAUGGUGUAAAGUAAGACUAUUUUAUAUUAAGAAAUAUUCAUUUUUCCUUACUUUCUUUAACUUAAAAAAAGAUGUUGUUUCCUCAGAUAUUUUAAAUAAAAAUAGUUGAAUUCAAAUAUUACUUGGUGCAACCUUCGACAUGCACCCAUGUUGAAAGUAUUUUAUAUCAGUGACAUAACUUACAUUUCAUAAAUUAGCCUAUUAUUUUAUCUAAAUUUAAGUUGAUUCUAUCCAAAUGUAAAAGGAAGGAAGUUUAUUAGUAUAAAAUUGCAUACUAAACUGAAGUAGAAAUAAUGUCUGUCAUAAGAUGAAAAAGAAGUGCUUGAAUGUAACAUGGUUAAUGAUGUGGCUAAUUAUUUCUCUCAGGUCCACUGACAGUUUUACUGGGCUGUCAACCAUGGGCAGAGACAUGACAGCUGACAGAUUAAAGAAAAUAAUACUAGAGGCAUUUGAAGAUGCUGAAAAGAGAAUGGCCGCCAGAGAACUUUAUCAACAACAAGACUUCACCACGUGUGAACUGAUGUCCCAUCCCGGUCACCCAACUGAUCCAGAAUACGGUGGAUUCUCAUGGGGCUCAGAUGACUUUGGGUGCUCAGAUGACCGAAUUCAUGAAAUAAAUGUGCUAAGCAGCGCAGAGAUGAUGGAAUUUUAUAAAGCAAAUAAUAUUCAAUUAGUAUCCCAUAAAAUUCUGGAUAAUUAAAUUAAGAAUAAAAACAAAUAAUUCAAUUUUGUCAAAUGAAAUUUAGGUUAUUAACUAUUUCACAGUUUUCAAUAACUUCUAAUGAUUCUAUUUAUUUAAACCUAAAAAUUGAUGUGCAAUCUUUUUAAAAUAUUGAUAACCUUUUCGAUUUUGUAAAGCAAAUCAUGACAUGUUUGGUGUGAGAAUUUAUUUAAAAUCUGUAUUAAGUACAUGUAAGGCAGUUGUAAGACUUGGACUAAUAGUUAAUUAGCUUUCUCAUAUAAUUUGGCCUUUGCCAUUACUUAAUUUACAAUGUUAUACACUAACUAACCUCAGUAAGAAUUUUCUUAAAUGUUUGUCAUACAAAUUUUUAAUUGAAGGGUUCAUGGUGUAAUGUUAUAUUUCAGCUUUGGCAACUUUUUCGCUGCUCUCUCUUUACCUUUGUAAAUAAUUAUUGGCUGUUAGUAUGAAACUCUUCUUCCAGUGCACCCAAAUCUCAUUGCGCUAUUUAGAGCUGUUUUGUUUUUUUUAUUCUAAAAAGAUUCUGCUCUUAUUUAUAAAGAAGGUAUCGCAUCAUGUUACAGUGCAAUCUAGGGCAGAGAAAAAUGGGAGUUGGUAGUCCAUUUGUUAUAGUUAUAGUGUCUUAAAAACUAAAUUUAUUUCUUAGAGUGUAAUUCUGUUACAUUUUUUAUUUUUUCCCACCCUUUUUCUUUCCUAAUCUGCAUUUAUAAAACUUGAUUUGGUGACUCAAGUCAAUGUUUCUGUGAUUUUUUUUGUUAUGCCUGUUUACAAUGAGAUAGUCUAUUAAAUAUUUGAGAUAAUAAAAACUUUAUGGUUAUAGUAAAUACUGUAUUAAAUAUAUUUAUCAUUAUCUUCUCAAAUAUAUAUA
Messenger RNA from Lymnaea stagnalis (great pond snail), 10547 nucleotides. Lineage: Eukaryota; Metazoa; Mollusca; Gastropoda; Lymnaeidae. The record is from the annotation of a GenBank genome assembly.